This is a messenger RNA of Gamsiella multidivaricata, 1065 nucleotides long. Its product is annotated as putative secreted lipase. Gene Ontology annotation, molecular function: lipase activity. Gene Ontology annotation, biological process: lipid catabolic process. Lineage: Eukaryota; Fungi; Mortierellomycota; Mortierellomycetes; Mortierellales; Mortierellaceae. The transcript has 3 exons. The record is from RefSeq and is a predicted model, not a curated record. The coding region runs from base 99 to 983 and encodes 294 amino acids.
CUCAUCCUCAUCUCCCGAGCGCCUCUCCUCUCCUGGAAAAAAACACCCACCACUUCCUUUACGGACUCACACAAAAUCGAUAGUCAAUCAACCCAACCAUGAAGUUCGCGAUCUCCUCUGUCAUUGGUGCCGCUUCCGCCGCUGUGCUUAUGGCAUUUUCGACUAUUCAAGUCUCUGCCUUGCCCGUUAACAGCGCUCCCUCGCCCUCAGGCCUUGAAAAGCGCGAUAUUGCCGGAAUUAACAACUACGCCUGCAAGCCGACUGCUGCCCACCCUCGCCCCGUUAUCCUGGUCCAUGCCACUUUGCUUACUGUCGACUCAUGGAGCGACAUUGCCCCAGCGCUUAUCAAGAACGGCUACUGUGUUUUCGGCCUUACCUACGGAAGGUACAAGAACUCGACCUUCGGAGGUCUCGCUCCCAUUGAAGAUUCUGCUCAAGAGUUGGCUACUUUUGCGGACAAUGUCCUUGGCAAGCUGAACGUGACCCAAGUCGAUAUCGUUGGCCACUCCCAGGGCGGCAUUCUUGCCAGAUACUGGAUGAAGUACCUGGGUGGCGGUGGCAAGGUCUACAGACACGUCGGGGUCUCGCCCAUUAACCAUGGUACCACCCUGGACUCGAUUACUACGUGGGCAAAGGCUUUCAAGAUCUUUGCGCCUUCGCAGGUCAUUUCCGAUUUCUUUGCGCCCUCGUUCUACCAGAUGGUUGACAGCUCGGACUUUAUCAAGAAGUUGAACGCGGGAGGAGACAUUGCCCCUGGUGUUGUCCAUUCGAACAUUGCCACCAAGUACGAUGAGGUUGUAACUCCGUACCAGACCUGUUUCCAGAACGACGCUGGUGUCACCAACAUUGUUCUCCAGGAUCUUUGCGCCCUGUCGUUGAACGAGCAUCUGACCAUGGUCAACACCAAGGUUGUUCUGCAGUUCAUCCUCAACCAACUCGACCCCACAACCGCCAAGACCGCCAACUGCCUCUCCUUGCUUUAAAUAAGGAACCAUAUACCAAGGCCACUUGAUGUAUAACCCAUCAAGGCCGUCAUUACUAUCCUUCAAUCUCUGAAAUCUUGAC